This is a messenger RNA of Striga asiatica, 321 nucleotides long. NCBI's taxonomy places the organism in Eukaryota, Viridiplantae, Streptophyta, Magnoliopsida, Lamiales, Orobanchaceae. The record is from the annotation of a GenBank genome assembly.
AUGGAGACAGCAUAUAUCUGCAUGAUCGGGAAAACACCAGCAAAGCCAUCGGCCUUCUCGAUCAAUUCAUCGAUAGGCAUAGCAGCAAUAGACUCGUCUUUGUCCUGUCCCAAUAGAGAAGACGAUGGAUACAUUUCAACUCUUAUAUCCCAAACAAUUAACCGAAAUACGUUCAGAGCCCUUCUGAUAGUCUCAGCACUGUCAUGCCUAGGAGGGUCAAAAAGUGGCAAGAGCCCAAAAAAUUUCCACGGACCCCCGGCGCUCUCUUUCCUUCCUUCAGGAACUUCCUGUAGAGCACAAAAAACGGUUGCCAAUUCAUGA